AUGAUUGGGCCGGUCUUGCAUUUACAUGUCCUAUCAAGGAAAGCUUUAUUGAUUUAUUAUUCAUUUUCGGCAAAUGUUGAAAUUGAGUUGCCUGUGCCAUCAGAUGCUACCAAUCCAAAUAUUUGGACAUCGAUGGGAUCUGUUGGUUAUGCUUCCGAAAAUGAUGCAUUGAUGUGGAAAAUAAAAUCUUUUCGUAGUAGCAAGGAAUAUAUGUUGAGAGCAGAAUUCACCUUUCCUAGCAUAACUGAUGAAGAAGCAGCUCCUGAGAGAAAAGCUCUCAUACGUGUGAAGUGCGAGAUACGCUUGCUUUUGCAUGAUGGUGCUUCCUGCUGCUGCAGCUUGUUUUCAACUGACAACCACGCUGCCAUUAGGCUACUGUUUGCAUUUCACUGUUUUUGCACCUUGUCAGAUGAGGAUUUGAUAAAAUUGACAAAAAUGUAUUCUGCCUUUACUUGCCAACCUCUGGAGAAAGUGCAGCAGAAUACUGAAAGGGAUCGUUUCUUGUCUGUUUCGGAGGCUAUGGAGUUUGGUCUCAUUGAUGGGAUACUGAAACAGAAUACUAAAUGCAGAAUCAAAUUUCGUGCGAUAAGCUAUGCAACGUUUGUUGGUGUGGUGCCGGUGCUGAUCAUUAUGAGCCCCUUAUUGUUCAUAUUUCAUCGCUUAUUUCCCAGGAGAAGGUGGCUACUGUACUCUGAAGUCAUUGGACAAAAGGAGAAUGUCCAUUGCACAGCAUUUGAUUAUUUGGUCAUUUCCGAGCCUGAAAUGCAGGUUCUUGUGCCUGUAUUACCCGAGGAAUCAAUCCCGUAG
Ilex paraguariensis (yerba mate) is the source of this 807-nucleotide messenger RNA. NCBI's taxonomy places the organism in Eukaryota, Viridiplantae, Streptophyta, Magnoliopsida, Aquifoliales, Aquifoliaceae. The record is from the annotation of a GenBank genome assembly.